Messenger RNA from Dovyalis caffra, 363 nucleotides. Lineage: Eukaryota; Viridiplantae; Streptophyta; Magnoliopsida; Malpighiales; Salicaceae. The record is from the annotation of a GenBank genome assembly.
AUGGAUCCACCACCUUCUCUUUCCAAUGUUUUCCAUGACCUUUCUGAUACUAUAAAGAAAUUUCUGGCUUCUAAUGCAGUGUCUGAUUUCAUCCAUAUGAUUUCAGAUCUGAUAAAGAAAAUUUUGGCUUCUGAUGCAGUGGUUUCUGUGGUCAAAUGGUGUAAGAAAGAAAAAACCCUUCUUACAGUUGUUGCAGUGGCAAUUAUAGGUCUCCUGAUGCUUUGUUGCUGCUGCAAAUGCCUUACGAAGAAGACGAGGAUUUCAGGUAAAACAAUGAAAGCACCAGGGCAGGAUUUUCGUAUGUUAAGGAAUGAUUUUGAAGCAAGUCCUUCUGCCUAUUUUAGGAACUUGCGCAGCAAGUAG